This is a messenger RNA of Physeter macrocephalus (sperm whale), 2838 nucleotides long. RefSeq names its product collagen alpha-1(III) chain-like. The record is from RefSeq and is a predicted model, not a curated record. NCBI's taxonomy places the organism in Eukaryota, Metazoa, Chordata, Mammalia, Artiodactyla, Physeteridae. The annotation marks the transcript as partial. The transcript is spliced from 2 exons.
GUCUGAGUACCCCUCACCCACCAGCCCCGAGGUGCGCCGAGAAAUCGGAGGCGAGGGGCGGGGCAAGGGGCGGGGCUGCGAGGCCCUGCGCGCGCGCUCCCGCCGCCUUCGCCCUCCCGUCGCCCACUGUCGGCCCCGGCGGGCGCGGCCCCGUUGCGCCUUCCCCUCCCCUUGCCCGCUGCGUCGCGAGGCGCGCGCCCGCCCGCCGCCUGCCGCGGAUCGCGUGGUCAGCUCGGCUCGCCGCGCCUCUCCCCCGUCCGUCCAUAUUGCUGCAGCCCCCGAGCCGGGAAGCCCGGGCCGCCCCGGCGGCGGGGGGGAGGGAGGGACGGGACGAGAAGCCUGCCAGGCUCGGGGUGGGGACGCCUUGCGAGGAACGGGCGGGGGGGGACGCGCGCCGAGGAGGCCUGGACCGCAUAGUGGGGGGCCUUCGUCCCCCCCCCCGCCCGGCCAGCGGGCCUUGGAUCUACGGCGGCUGCAUCCGACCCGGAGGGGCGCCGCGCCUAGCGUGAACCCCGACCCCCUCUCCGCCGGGACUGGGGCCCAGCGCCCCCCGGAGGAAGGCGUCGCGGGCGCUCGGAGAGCCAAGUUCGAGGCGGGGGAGGCAGCCUCGGGCGCGCCCGGCUUCUCCGGGGGGGCGGGCGCGCAGAUGGCCACUCAGGUGGAGCCGCUGCUGCCGGGGGGCGCCCCACUCUUGCAGGCCGAAGAGCACGGGGGGCUGGUGAGGAAGAAGCCGCCGCCGUCGUCCGAGGGCAAGGGCGAGCCCGGGGCGAACGACGUCGGAGGGGGAGAGCCGGACGGCGGCGCCCGGAGACCUCGGCCGCCCUGCGCCAAGCCACACAAGGAGGGCACAGGGCAGCUGGAGCGCGAGAGCCCGCGGCCGCCGCAGCCGCCUGGCGCCGAGGGCCCGGCCGUCAGCGACGGGGAGGAGGGCGGCGGCGGCGGCGAGCCGGCCGCUGGCGGAGGAGCUGCCGGAGCCGCGGGCGCCGGGCGCCGAGACUUCGUGGAGGCCCCUCCGCCCAAGGUGAACCCGUGGACUAAGAACGCGUUGCCGCCGGUCCUGGCCACCGUGAACGGACAGUCUCCUCCAGGAUAGAGAAAUGGGAGGCCCUUCGAAUGGUUGGUGCUGUAGGAGUGAAGAUUAGAAGAGGACUAGGUCUGGCAGCACGUGCCCCAAGGUGACCCGGUGCAGAUGCUGUGACUCCUGUUCCUCCAGACACAAGCUUUCACCUUUCUUCCCUCCCCUACACUGGGCCAGCGGUUGACACACCCUGAGCAGGCCAGGGAAGCCCUGCCCAAAUGGAGGAGGUAAUGCUCAGAAAUGCUCUCAAUUUCCCAGUAACAGCAGCACCUGCCCCUUUCCACUCUACCUUACUGAUCAGCUCUUCAAAAUAGAGCAUAAAGAGCGUAAAGCAUGGUUCUAGGAGGGGUGAGGAACACUCAAACAGCCAGGAUCAAGUAACUAAUAGGCUCACCAAUGAGUGAGAUGGGGUGGAAAAAUUUGUCAAUGGCCUUAAUCAGAGAUAUGUAUAAACUUCCAAAUAAUAGCUAACAAGUAAUGAGUACUUCCUGUGUGCUUCCCCAAGCGCUUUACAAAUAUCAACUCAUUUAAUCUGCAGAAUCCCAGUAGGUUAGAAACUCUAUUCCCAUUUACAGAAAUCCAGAGUCGCUGAGGUAGGAUUGGCAGAACCUGGACUCUGGAGCCCAGACUCUUUCUUAACCAUUGCACUGCCCUGCUGCUGGUAGUGAAGUGGGGUGAUCCGGGCUGACCUUGGGGAAGUAGCAGCCAGGUGAGCUUUCCACAGAGGCACCCAUUCCAUAAUUCUCACUUGUGUUUCUGCAGUUUGUUCUUCCUGAGCCUUGCCUCAAUCUCUCUGGGAGAGGCCAGGCCUAAGGGUUGCAGGUCUUACCUGGGGGUGAGGACAGAGUGGUCCCUGGAGGGAAAGUGCGUUGAAUCCACCACCACCCAUGUCAGCUCUCAAUGUCAGUCAUUAGUUUCAUGGGCUGGAUCCUUGGCAGUCUUACCCAUUUCUGUAUCUACAAUACAUAGUAUGGGCUAAAUGGUUGUUGAGAUGAAGGGCAUUUUUCAGUUGUUACCAAACUGGAAUUAUAAAUAUGUCUGUGACUGCUGUCCCUUCUCAUGCCCACAAAAGACGUUGCUAAUUGAUCACAGGCUUUUCCUGAGCCUGUUUACUGAGGAUCCUCAGUACAGCAUCCCAGGCAGUUGAGAUCAACCAAUUACAGGUGGAGUUAAGAUUAAGACUUUAUAUAAACUGAGCCCUCAGAGGAUAGGGACUGUCUUGUUUACCAUUACUUCCCCAGUGCCUGGCACACAAAAUCCCUCAUGUCAAUGGUGAUGUUUCAUGAUAAGAGUGGCAGGAGCCUAGGGCUGGCAUCUUCAAAAACAAGUUUAUUUUCUUGGGACAAGCCAGGAAGCUCACUGUGUCUCAGUUCUGUCUUAUUGUGUAAUAUGGGGAGAACCAUGUCCACCCUUCCUAACCUCAAACCGAAAUUGUGAGAUUUAGAUGCAGUGAUGGUUGAGGUAGACCUUAUGAGCUGAUUAGCCCUGGUCACCAACGAUAAGGAAGGGUAAUUUAUCUGAAUGGCUGGUUUAUGCUCUCUUCAGCUCUCCCCUGUGCCCUGGUGCAGAGCCUACGUAAAAUCUCUGCUUUUCUACCCCCCUUUCUCCCUCCUGUGUGUCCUUUGUCCUGUGGGGCCUCUGCAGUUUCUUCCAUCCUCUCCUUUCUGAUCUGCUGGAGGGGGCAAAAUUCUCCUGGGCUCGGUGCAGCCAGAGCCCAGGCCUUUGGGUUGCAGGCCACCCUAGAGCGUUGCCUUUGUAAU